Microsporum canis CBS 113480 is the source of this 567-nucleotide messenger RNA. RefSeq lists its product as uncharacterized. The transcript is spliced from 2 exons. The record is from RefSeq and is a predicted model, not a curated record. NCBI's taxonomy places the organism in Eukaryota, Fungi, Ascomycota, Eurotiomycetes, Onygenales, Arthrodermataceae. The coding region runs from base 1 to 567 and encodes 188 amino acids.
AUGACUAGCUCUAAUGAUGAUGGCCAGUCUAACGGUAACUUCGAAGGCUAUGUCUUCAAGUCCUGUCUUGAUGCUGCCGUAGUUGUCGAUGAGAAGUUUUAUGGUCCUCUUCCAGAUGUUGUAUCAAUGCAAGGCCGCUUCCUUAGACCUAGGCCUGAAACACCCACAUUCGAUCCGGAAUACUACCCAGACUUUGCUCGUAAGCUCGCAUUCUUACUCGACGGUGUGCCCUUUCGUCAAAAGGUGCGGCGUCGCAAGUACGGGGAAGAGAUAGUAGAGGAGUGGAUAGAAGGUCACACACCAAUAGAGAUAAGGGAGAAAUGGAUAUCUGAGCAGGAGAAGAAGAUGAAGCAGCAUGACGCUAUUCUUGAGAACCCUACACCUCCCACACCUGAAGAUGAACGGCGAGCCAAGGAAGAACGUAUGGCCGCUGAGAGGGAUAAAGCACGUCUAGUUUGGGAAAAAUACAAGGCUAUAAAGAAGCAGAAGAAACGGAAAGCAGCUGAGCUCUCAUCUUCAUCUACGCAGACACUACCAAACCCCAGAAAACGACAGAUGCCUUCAUGA